Molecule: messenger RNA, 7217 nt
Organism: Capra hircus (goat)
Lineage: Eukaryota; Metazoa; Chordata; Mammalia; Artiodactyla; Bovidae
Gene: ANGPT4
Product: angiopoietin 4
Exons: 9
Coding region: 570-2066 (498 amino acids)
Biological process (GO): signal transduction
Molecular function (GO): receptor tyrosine kinase binding
Source: RefSeq, a predicted model, not a curated record
AGCCUCGCGAGGAGAGGUUGGAGAGAGAGAGACAUGGAAAGACAGAGACAGAACGAGAGAAUUCAGUUGCCUUUGGUUUUCCGAAGCGGGCAGCUUGCGGGUUUGGGGUAUGUGUGUGUGUGUGUGUGUGUGUGUGUGUGCGCGUGAGUGUGUGUGUGUCUUGUUUUCUUUCCUCCCCUCUGGCAGGGGGGCCAGGCCUCCACUGGAUCAUAAAAGGACUCAGAGGCGAGGCAGGCAGAGCAAGCCAGUGGAGGGACAUAGCAGCAGUGUGCGGACACGCGCGCGAGGAGGCAGGAAGGGAAAGAGGGAAGAGCAGAGGUGAGGGCGUGUCUGGGGGCGGGAGCGUGAGGCGGUGGGAGGAAGCGGAGCAGCUGUGGUAUUUGGAACAAUUAUAAAUAGCCGCCUGGACAGAGCUUGGCCAAACAGGGCUUUGCAGCUGCGGCGUCUGUGCAGGCAAGCCUGGCCACUGUUGGCCAGCGGCGGGUGCAAACAGGGCUCGGAGAUAGGUGGUGGACAGGCCCAGUCCCAGGGCUCUGACUCGACACCCCUCACCAUCACCACAUCUCUGGAUGCCCUCCCCACCAGCCAUGCUGCUGGGUGGCCUCCUUCUCAUUGUGGCCUCUACAACCGUGGCCCAGCGGAGGGGGCAGGAGGCCACUGGGCGCCGCCGGGCCCACCGAGUCCAGCAUGGCCAAUGCAGCUACACCUUCGUGCUGCCAGAGCCUGAGCCCUGCCCACCCGAGCCUGAGGCCUUCGGGGCCUCUAACAGUCUCCAGAGGGACUCCCCAGCGGCCGCACUGAACCUAGGAGACUGGCCAAGCCAGCGGAUGCGACAGCUGGAAAAAAUGCUGGAGAACAACACGCAGUGGCUGCAGAAGCUGGAAAGGUACAUCCAGAUGAACCUGAGGCUGGAGCUGGCACAGGCCCAGCAGCACAUGGUCCAGAACCAGACAGCCACCAUGCUGGAGCUGGGCACCAGUCUCCUGACCCAGACCACCGCCCAGACCCGCAAGCUGACCGACGUGGAGGCUCAGGUCCUGAACCAGACAUCCCGAAUGGAGAUCCAGCUGCUGGAGACCUCACUGUCCACCAACAAGCUGGAGAAGCAGCUGCUGCUGCAGGGCCAUGAGCUCCACCGGCUGCAGGGCCACAACAGCGCGCUGGAAACGCGGGUGCAAGCCCUGGAGACGCAGCAGCAGGCGGAGCUGGCCAGCCUCCGCGGCGAGAAGGAGCGGCUGCGGCGCCUGCUGGGCCGCCAGAGCGGCGCCCUCGCCGGCCUCGAGCGCACCCUGCGCGCCGCUAGCAGCAACUCCAGCCUCCUGCAGCGCCAGCAGCACCAGCUGCUCCAGUCGGUGCAGCGCCUGGUGCGCGUCAUGGCCCAGGGCCCGGCCUCCAUGAGGGCAGCUGAACAGGUGUUCCAGGACUGUGCAGAGAUCCAGCGCUUUGGGGCCAAUGCCAGUGGCAUCUACACCAUCCAUGUGGCCAAUGUGACGGAGCCCAGAAAGGUGUUCUGUGACAUGGAGGUCAGCGGAGGUGGGUGGACCCUCAUUCAGCGCCGUGAGAAUGGCAGUGUGAAUUUCCAACGGAACUGGAAGGAUUACAAACAGGGCUUUGGCAACCCAGCCGGAGAGCACUGGUUAGGCAAUGAAGUGGUGCACCAGCUCACCAGCAGGGCAACCUACUCUCUGCGAGUGGAGCUGCAAGAUUGGGAAGGCAACGAGGCCUACGCCCAGUAUGAGCACUUCCAGCUGGGCAGCGAGGGGCAGCUGUACAGGCUUUCUCUGAGUGGGUACAGUGGCUCAGCAGGGCGCCAGAGCAGCCUGGUCCUCCAGGGCACCAACUUCAGCACACGUGACGCAGACAAUGACAACUGCCUCUGCAAGUGCGCCCAGAUGCUGUCCGGAGGGUGGUGGUUUGAUGCCUGUGGCCUCUCAAACCUCAACGGCAUCUACUACCCAGCCCGUCACCACGUGCGCAAGCUCAACGGCAUCCGCUGGCACUACUUCCAAGGCCCCAGCUACUCGCUGCGCGCCACUCGCAUGAUGAUGCGCCCCUCGGGCAUCUAAGGGACAGCAUGCCUGGAGGCUGGUCCCACGGGAGGACUUGGCCGUGGUAUCCCCUGGACAAGCUGGACUCGAACACAGGACACAAUGCCAGGACCUUGUCCCGGACAGCCUGGGGGUCCCCUGAGCCAGCCCUCCUUGCCCCAGGAGUCCAGAAGAGUCGCCUCUGGCCCUUUUCCCCUCAAGUUGUGAAAUGGUGGACGUUUGGGGGUUCCUGCCUCUUCAGUGUCCCUUUUCCCUCUCCCCUCCUGCCUCCUGCAGGGCCCUCCUGCCCACCUGAGGGUUGCAGUAUCCUGAAUGAGUGGAGAGCAGAUUUAACUGGGCUCUGCAAAGGAAUAUGCAGCUAGUGGUGGAAUUUCAGGCAAGUGGGAAGGUAUUUACAGGAGGAAACUGCCCCGGUGGAGGCCCAGACGCUGUCCCCAGGUUGUUGGAAAGGCCAUCUCUUGUUCCAAGCUUUCUCACGUCCUUGAACAUCCUUGAACUUCCUGUUCAAGACUGAAGGAACUGUGUCCCCUAUAAUGGGAAUCGCCAUUUGCACCCACACUGUCCAUCACUUCUAUGCCCCAGCAUCUAAAGCUCAGACAUGGUUUCUCAGGGGCUCCAGGAGAUCUAAGAGGUACUCCUUUACCCCUAGAAUGUUCUAGAAUAUGUUCCAGGGAGAAUAAAGGUACCUGUGGUCUAAUGAGGGAGGGAAACACCAGGUUAAAUCAAUGUAGACAGGCAUUUUAGCUGCAGGCCUUGUCAGAGCCAUCAGUGUGGUCAUGUGCUUUGUGACUGCCCAUGAAAGGGCUAGAGUGGGCCACUUUCCCCAAAUUCACUUAUUUGAAAAUGGGGCCUGAUUAUCUCAGAGCAUCUCCUGGGGCUGUGGAUGCUCUUGGAGAAAAUUGGUUCUCCUGAGUCAUGAUUUAAACCCCAGGCCCCAUCCCCACCCCCAGCUGUUUUCACCUUUUUCAGCAAUGAGGGCCACCAUGACAUUUUCAGACAGCUUCUAAAAACAACUGGAAGGAGGCUUUGGGUUGAAACAGACAUGCUGUCACUGAAGAACUGUCUAGAACUAAGUCUUUGGUCUUAGAACUAAGCACUCCAACACUUCUCCGACCCUAGGAAGCCAGUUCUGGCUGGGGCUGCCCUCCACCCUUCUUGUGUCCCCAACUCACGCCAGCUCUCAAGUUUAGGGACUCUUGGGGACUGCCCACUCUGUCUUGAGCAGGACACCAAUUGCUGGGUCCAGAUCCUUCCUGCCUCCAAACCAGAACUCCUAGUCUCCCCCUCUCUCAUCCAAGAGCGAUGCUGCAGUUAUCCAUGGAGACGGCUUUGCUGAGUCUAGGCAACCAGGGGCUCCUCAUGAGCUUCUUUCAGGGGACAGGAGCAGAGAGGGGCCACGGCCACUCUGCCACCCACUCCCAUUACUGUGCCACCGGCGUCAAUCCUGAUGAGGCCACUGAAGCCCUGUUGUCCUCAGCCGACACCUGGGCCCAUUCAGGACAGACCUGCCGCCCACCCGGACACCCCUCUAUCUUCAGAAGGUUUUCUCCUUCAUGAGGCUGUGCAAUGGAAACAGGGCACCUUCGUCCCGCCUGGCACUGCCCCACCUCCUGAGUCCCACCUGUGCCAAUCCCCCGAGUCAGUCCAGCACAGAUUAGUGCUCAUCUCCUUCUGGGAAACCAAAGGCUGUGGUUGCUAAUGGUGACAGUUCAGGCAGGAGGGAAAAGUACCUAGGGGCAGGUUGCUGCCCAGAAGGCUGACACCACCUUAUCCAGCAUUUGCUAGGCGAGCCUUUAUUUAGCAUCUACUGUAUGCAGCGUGGUGCUGUGGGGCAGGACUUUGGAGUCAGACAGACCUGCGGCUCUGAACUUGAAACCAGUGGUCCGGCCUCUCAAGGUCUCGAUCGUCUGGUCUGUGAGAUGGAGAUGGUCUGUACCGGGGCAGAAGGAAAUGAGACCAUGUCUUUCAGCCUCUCAGCAGAGCCCAGCAGGAAGCAGGUGCCUAAUAAUGUUAGUUCCCAAAGAAGUGAAUGGGGUGGAGAAAUCAGCCCUAGUAGUACAUGCCACCCCUUCUCCUGGACCUAGGGAAGGUAAGUGCUUUAUUUUUGUAGCUACAGCAUUUUCUUUUUUUUUCACUGCAAGUGUAUAGGCACUGCUGGGAGCCCCAGGAACAGAGCUCCUCUGGGUGGGGUGAAGGCUCCAAUCCCUACCUGCAUCCCAGUUGUCUAAAAACACCAAGAACCCAAUUGGGGUAACCCUCACAUAUCUGUUUUUUUUAAAUGUUCAUCCUUCCUUUUUAACUUUCCUUCUUUCUCUGUGCCAGGACUCUCAAGUGCAAGGGACAGAAAACUUACCCUGAGGAGUGGAUUGACUCACAUACAGGGUGUCUAGAGAUAGAGUCGGGUGUGGUUAGAUCUGGGUGCUCAAACGAUGUCGCUCCUCACCUCUCAGGCCUGCCAUCCAUCACGCUGACCUCAUUCUCCAUCAGGUUCUCUCCUGACAGUGGCUCCAGCAACCUCAGGCUCGUGUUCUGCCUGCUUAACAUCCCCCAGCCAGAAAGCUCCCCUGUCCCAGUGAUUCCAACAAGAGCAGGAUUCUUUCCAGCCAGGACUCGUCCUGUGUCCAUCCUUGCAAUUACCACUGUGAUUCUGGUUAACCGGACCUGGGUCACACGAUCAUGCCUGGAACCAGGGACUGAGGUCAGUCCCCUCCAAGGCGUUGGAUUGGCCUUGGAGAAAAUGAGGAGCUGCUUCAGGAAGCAGGGAUGCUGGGCAGUCGAGAACAGGGGUUCACUUUUUCUCCUUCCCUCUUGCAGAUUCCCGGCUCUCAUCUCUAUCCCUGCCCCUUCUCCUAGCCUCUGUGCCCCCAAGGCCUGUCCCUUGGGCUCCAGCUAAUCCCCGGUUUGCCCCAGACUAUCAAGGACACUGCUGUGUCCUGCCCAGAGGUGUCAGACCCUAGUUCACAGUCCCGGCUCUGCCCCUGGAGCAGCACUGCUGGCCCUCUCUGAGCCUUUAUAGUUCCCAUCUGUGCUAUAAGGACCGAGCACCUGCGGAUGCCUAAAAGACAGCAACACUGACUCACCACGGCUGCAGACAUGAACAGCUAAAGGACUCUGGGUGCACAGGGUCCUGGGGCCUAGCUGGCAAGGCCUUGGCCUUGGCUGGGUCUCCUGAAGCCACUGCUUGCAGAAACUGCAAGGAUACCUACAUCUGCAGGUGCCUACAUAGAAGCCUUGUCACCUCUCUCUGCAUCAGACCAGCAUUCUCCCCAUCUUAGCAAUGAAGAAAUUAGAGCUCAGAGAGGGGAAAGAGUUUCAUCCAAGUAGCUCAGCCAACACCACCUCCAGCGCACUUGCAUCUUUCAGUUGCCUCCCUGGUCCAGAGCUCUCCGGAGGCAUCUUGGCAUCAACCACAAAAAGGCUGGAGUAGUGUCCUCUCCACCUAUAUCAAGGGCUGAACGAACCUUCUGGAAAGUUUUCCAAGACUAUUCUGUCUUUCCCACUGGCAUCUGGUAAAUCCUGGUGGAGCCAGGCAGGGAGAAUACAUUGUUCCUGAGAUCUCUGCAUGUUUCCAGCAAAGGCAGUUUCCACACUGGGGAAGAGAGUUCACUGUGCACAGCCCAGAGACAGCAACCAUGGGUGGGGUACAAGGUGGCCCUUUGCAGGGGGCAGGGGAGUAGCCAGCAUCAGGAUGGUUUGUCUCGGUAGAAAAGGGUAUUUGUCCCCUUUUUCUGGACUGUCCCACCUCCACAGUGUCCAUGUGGGCCUUCACCUCUCUCAUGAAAGAUGCUUUGGAAAGCUAACAGUGUUGCCUUGGCAAAAGCAGCAUCAGCAUCUUUUGAUGGAGCAGCCCCUUCCGAGAAUGGAGUCUGAUUCAGGCCAAAACCAGCAUAAAUGUGUUACUUCUCGUGUUAGAUUAAUGUGUAACGUAUCCUAUGAGCUGCCGUUGGAUGUGUCCAGAGGGCAGGGAAGUCCAAUGGCCUUUAGCAUCCCACACUUUCCUACCCUCCCCUGUAAGACCUCUCUGAGCCUCACUUUCUUCAUCUGUACAAUGGGGAGACUGCGAUCUAGUCACAGGGAAGUCGUGCAGGUUCAGGGCAGUGGUGAAUGUCCAGGCUUGGCACGUUCACUUGAGUAUUUAUUCAUUCAUGCACGUAUCCAUUCAUUCAUAUAGCAAGGAUGUACUGAGGACCUGUCUGGGCCAGAGCCUGCCUCAGUGAGGGAGAGAGAGCAGCAAACAAGACAGACAGACAGACAGACAGCCACAGUUCAGACAUCAUGGUGCUUAAGAGACUAAAGGGAAAGACUCACCAAAAUCAAAAUUCUUUUAAGUUAACUGAUAAUAGUUAAUAUAUUAUAAGUGAAGAAAAUAAAUAGGAGUUACAGGUAAAAGAUUUCAGAUGGUCCAACUGGGCAGGAUGAUCAGGGAAAGACUCUGAAGAAAGUCACUUAAGGACGAAACAUGAGAAACAGGCUGCCAGGUGAGGAGCUGUGGGCUCUCCCACUAGAGGGAACAGCACGUGCCAAGGCCCUGGGGUGGUCAUGAGGAACUGUAAAGAAGUUAGUGCAGAGGAGUGAUGCCACUGAGCCAGUGCUGCCACUCCCCAGUGAGCUGGGGAGAGGGUCGAGAAGGUUCCCCCAGCACCUUUAUCAGAGAUCGACUCCUUGCCCAGUGCCACCAAAAACUGGAUUCAGCAUCACUCUGAAUGGACCUGUGGAGCUGAGGCAAAUCCCUGCCCCUCUCUGGACCUCAGUUUCCCGAUCUGUAAAAUGCAGGAGAGGGAUCACCUCUAUCUCAAAGUCUUUCAGAUCCUGGGUCAAGGGCCCUGGAGGGCCCGGUGUCCACUGCCCUGAGCCACCAAGGGAAUCAGAAGGAGGCAGAGAAAAUAAAAGGCUUGCCCUUGGGCUAAAUGGGAGUUAGGGGGUCAGCCAGGGGGGCUUGUGUGGGAAGGAGGGACUUUAACCACGUGUCUCUUCCUUGUUAGCUCUACACAUGUCAUUUCUGAAUCUUAGCAGGUUCUCUUGGUGCCCCCAAUUUACAAAUGUGGAAAUUGAGGCUCAGAGGAGUAAAGUUCCUUGCCCGAGGUCACACAGUGAGUUCUGGCUCGGGCUAAGUGGCUGUAGCAGAAAGACUCUAAAACUCAGUGAGUUAAAUAUUUCUCUUUUGUGUGA